GCGGCCAUGGCGGCUGAGGGUCCCGUGAAGGAGCUGUGGAAGGAAGCCUCUUGCUCCAUCUGCCUGGACUUCUUCAGGGACCCGGUGAUCCUCACCGAGUGCGGCCACAACUUCUGCCGGGCCUGCCUGACCCGCAGCUGGAGGAAGUCGGGGACCGCCGGGCCUUCCUGCCCCCAGUGCAGAGGAACAGCUCAGCUGAAGCGCCUGAGGCCGAACCAGCAGCUGGCCAACUUUGUGGAAAUCGCCAAGAGGUUCCGCCCUUUGGAAGGGGAGGGGGCGGAAGCGAAGGGGGGAGUCUGCGAGAAGCACCAGGAGCCCCUGAAGUUCUUCUGCAAGGAGGACGAAGCCCCCCUCUGCGUGGUCUGCGGCCUGUCCCAGGAGCACAAAGAUCACGAGGUGGUUCCUCUCGAGGAGGCUUUCCAAGAGAACAAGGCGGUUGUGGCAGCCAGAAAAGGGAGAAUUUGCCAGAAGCACGAGGAGCCGCUGAAGCUCUUCUGCAAGGACGAUGAAGCCCUCAUCUGUGUGGUCUGCGACCGAUCCAAGGAGCACAGAGAUCACGAAACCCUUCCUCUCAAAGAGGCCUCCGAAGAGUACAAGAAGCAAACCACAGGAGAGAAGCAAGAGACUGUAGCCAAGUUCAGGCAACUGCACACCUUUCUGGAGGAACAAGAGAAACUUCUACUAGCCCAGAUGGAAGAGGUGGAGAAGGAGGUGGCAAAAAACAGGGACCAGCUCCUGGCCAGACUCUCUGAGGAGCUCUCCUCUCUGGAAAGCCUCAUCCGGGAGAUGGAGGAGAAGAGUCAGCAGCCAGCCGGUGAUCUCCUGCAGGAUGUCCGAAGCACCUUGCAGAGGUACGAAGAAAAGGAGAGGUUUGAGAAUCCCGUGACUUUUCCUCUUGCGUUGAAGUGGUGGAUCUGGGACUUCUGUGACAUCAAUCUCUCGCUGGAAGGUGUCAUGAAGCAGCUGAAAGACAAUCUGGAUUCUGGACUUCACCUGCAGAAAGCAAAUGUGACUCUGGAUCUAGACACAGCCCAUCCCGAACUCAUCUUGUCUGAGGACCAGAAAAGUGUGAGACUAGGAAAAAACUUUCAAGCUCUGCCCAACAGUCCUGAGAGAUUUGAUGAAUAUUCCUAUGUCCUGGGCCGUGCGGGAUUCACAGCAGGCCGCCACUUCUGGGAAGUCCUUGUGGGAAGUGAGGAAGAAUGGACAGUGGGGGUGGCCAGAAGGUCCGUGGACAGGAAGGGAGAGGUCUCCUUUGAUCCUGAGGGAGGGUUCUGGGAAGUGGGGAGAUAUGAUGGCUGCUACAACGCUUCAAUAGAUGAUGGUACCCUGACCGUGAGUGGGGAGCUCAAGAGGAUCCGGGUGUGUCUGAACUACCCUGGAGGGCGAGUGGCCUUUUUCGAUGGUGACAGAGCAGCCCUUCUCUAUGAGUUCUCUGGAGCCUCCUUCUCUGGAGAGACCCUCCUGCCCUCCUUUUGGGUAAAUUUAAAAGGCCACCUCCAACUCUGUUAAGACAGUCAUUUUGCACAUGGCCAUUAAUGAAAAUAAUAUAUCUUAAUAUUCCUGUUUUAUAGCUAUGCAAAGGUCUUCUCCAGGGCCCCAAUCAACACAGCUGUGGGGCAGAUGUGGAAUGGGGGAUUAGUGCUAAUGGAGGAAUGUUUAACCCUCCCCCGUCCCCUUUUUGUGAUGUGAAAUUUUCUCUUUUGGCCACUGUACAUUACAUGUGUUUGUAGGUAGCUGGCUUUCAAUGUGUUUAGAUGCCUGUUAGUAUUAAAGAUUUCCUGUUGCAAGUUUCACUUGAAAACAUACUUGUGGGAGGGAGUCCUGAGAAGGCUGGGUAACAUAGGCAGAUACAUCACAGCAAAUGACACACACUCACAGCAUCAGUUUCUCUUUAUUUCGGCAAAACCAUAAAGUUGGGAGGCACCUCCAGGGUCAUCUAGUCCAACCCCCUGCACAAAUAUCGAAGAGAUGACAA
Molecule: messenger RNA, 1978 nt
Organism: Gekko japonicus
Lineage: Eukaryota; Metazoa; Chordata; Lepidosauria; Squamata; Gekkonidae
Product: tripartite motif-containing protein 7-like
Exons: 7
Coding region: 7-1512 (501 amino acids)
Molecular function (GO): zinc ion binding; protein binding
Source: RefSeq, a predicted model, not a curated record